Messenger RNA from Abrus precatorius (Indian licorice), 1674 nucleotides. Its product is annotated as protein NRT1/ PTR FAMILY 4.6-like. The coding region runs from base 16 to 1674 and encodes 552 amino acids. Lineage: Eukaryota; Viridiplantae; Streptophyta; Magnoliopsida; Fabales; Fabaceae. Gene Ontology annotation, biological process: transmembrane transport. Gene Ontology annotation, cellular component: membrane. The transcript has 4 exons. Gene Ontology annotation, molecular function: transmembrane transporter activity. The record is from RefSeq and is a predicted model, not a curated record.
GGCCACCAUGGUGGCAUGCUUGCAGCCUCCUUUGUUUUGGUGGUGGAGAUUUUGGAGAAUCUGGCAUAUCUAGCCAAUGCAAGCAAUUUGGUGCUGUAUCUGAGGCAGUACAUGCACAUGUCCCCUUCAAAAUCUGCCAACAAUGUCACAAAUUUCAUGGGAACUGCUUUCCUCCUUGCCCUCCUUGGAGGUUUCUUAUCUGAUGCCUUUUUCACCACUUAUCACAUCUACCUGAUAAGCGCAGUUAUUGAAUUCCUGGGACUGAUUGUGCUAACUAUACAAGCUCGUGUACCUUCACUGAAGCCACCAGAAUGUGUCCCGUCCACCCCAUGCCAUGAAGUUAAUGGUGGAAAAGCUGCAAUGUUGUUUGGUGGACUCUAUCUGGUGGCUCUUGGAGUUGGAGGAAUUAAGGGAUCAUUGCCAGCACAUGGUGCUGAGCAAUUUGAUGAGAACACCCCAUCUGGAAGGAAACAAAGAUCAACCUUCUUCAACUACUUUGUCUUUUGCUUGUCAUGUGGUGCCCUUAUUGCAGUCACAUUUGUAGUGUGGGUUGAAGACAACAAAGGGUGGGAAUGGGGUUUUGGAAUCUCUACUAUUACCAUACUUGUAUCCAUCCCUGUGUUCUUGGCAGGUUCUGCUAGUUAUAGGAACAAGAUCCCUUCUGGAAGCCCACUUACCACCAUUUUUAAGGUACUGGUUGCUGCUUCACUCAAUAGCUGCUUCUACAGAAAUUCUAGCAGUGCUGUGGUGAACAUGACUUCAAGCCCUUCUAACCAACACUCAGGUAGAAAAGAGGCAGGGAAAGAAACCGCCAAUGCAAACAAGCAAACUGAAGCAACCCCAACAAACACACUCAAAUUUCUCAAUAAAGCAGUUGAAAACAAGCCAAUUUACUCAUCAAUGGAAUGCACCGUGGAGCAAGUAGAAGAUGUUAAAAUAGUGCUGAAAGUAAUACCCAUAUUUGCUUGCACCAUUAUGCUAAACUGCUGCCUGGCUCAACUAUCCACAUUCUCUGUGGAACAAGCUGCAACUAUGAACACCAAACUUGGUUCCUUAAAUGUUCCACCAGCCUCCUUACCAAUUUUCCCAGUGCUCUUUAUAAUGAUUCUAGCACCAAUUUAUGACCACAUCAUCAUCCCAUUUACAAGGAAAGUGACCAAAACUGAGACAGGCAUCACUCACCUCCAAAGAAUUGGCAUUGGAUUAGUCCUCUCUAUAGUCGCAAUGGCAGUGGCAGCAGUUGUUGAAGUAAAGAGAAAAAGGGUGGCCACUAACUCUGGUUUAUUAGACAAUCCAACCCAACCACUACCUAUCACAUUCUUUUGGAUUGCUUUUCAGUACUUGUUCCUUGGGUCUGCUGAUCUUUUCACUUUGGCUGGGUUGUUGGAAUUUUUCUUCACAGAAGCACCAAUUAGGAUGAGAUCUUUGGCCACAUCACUUUCAUGGGUCUCUUUGGCUAUGGGCUACUACCUAAGUUCAGCAAUUGUAUCAAUAGUAAAUAGUGUCACUGGUAACUCCUCUCACAGACCAUGGCUAGCUGGUGCUAACCUUAACCACUAUCACUUAGAGAGGUUUUACUGGCUCAUGUGUGUGCUCAGUGCAUUGAAUUUCCUACAUUACCUGUUUUGGGCUAUCAGAUACAAAUAUAGAGGAACAGGAACUACAAUUGAAUGA